Molecule: messenger RNA, 2521 nt
Organism: Parasteatoda tepidariorum (common house spider)
Lineage: Eukaryota; Metazoa; Arthropoda; Arachnida; Araneae; Theridiidae
Gene: Naglu
Product: N-acetyl-alpha-glucosaminidase
Source: RefSeq, a predicted model, not a curated record
CAUUUGAUCGAGAAUGAAAGUUGAUAUGGAAAGUGAUUUAGUUGACUUUUGAAUGUGAUUAAGUACGCACGUUUUCAGAGAAACAUUUUCACUUUAUUAACAUUCAAUUUAAAUCUUACUUUAAUGUUUGCAGUUGAAUCAGUGGACAUUUUAAGGAUUUAUCACAAAGGAUGUUUAUUAAAAUUGCAGUUAUUGUGGUCUUAUUAGAGUUUCAAAUUUUAAAGAUUGGAGGAAUAACACAUUUUACGGAGAGCGCUCGACCUUCUUCGCAUUGGAAUGGAACGUCUGAUACCGAAUCAAAUGCCGUCAAAGAACUUUUAUAUCGAUUAAUUCCUGACAGAGCAGCAGAAUUUAAUGUAACGGUGGACUACUCAUUUGAUAAUAAAGAUGCUUUCAUGAUUUGGACUGAAAAUGACAAGGUACAUAUAAUUGGAAAUAAAGGAUACAGUGCUGCUGCAGGAUUGUAUCACUAUUUAAAGGUUUACUGCGGAUGCCAUAUAUCAUGGUCAGGAAAUCAGCUGAAUAUUCCAGAUGUUUUGCCAAAACUUGAUGACUCAUUAAAAAUUACAUUUCAUGACAAAUAUAGAUAUUACCAAAAUGUAUGCACUUCCAGUUAUUCCUUUGUUUGGUGGGAUUGGAAAAGAUGGGAAAAAGAAAUAGACUGGAUGGCGUUGAAUGGCAUGAAUUUAGCACUUGCUUUUACAGCUCAAGAAGCUAUAUAUUAUCAAGUUUUCAAGGGAAUGAAUUUCACAGAUCAUGAUAUAGAAGUAUUUUUUACUGGUCCAGCGUUUUUAGCUUGGAAUCGUAUGGGGAACAUGCAAGCAUGGGUUGGACCUUUAUCAGAAAAUUGGCACAAGAAUCAAAUCAGUCUUCAGCAUAAAAUUUUGAAAAGAAUGCGGUCAUUUGGUAUGACGCCAGUACUGCCAGCAUUUAGUGGACGAGUAAACCCAGCUUUCAAAAGAAAUUUUCCACAUGCUGAUACAACAGUUUUGAACAAAACUUGGGGUCACUUUCAGCCACCAUUUGGUUUUGUCACAUUCUUGGAACCAACAGAUCCUCUUUUUGAAGAAAUAGGAGUAGAUUUUUUGAACAAAUACAUCGAAGAGUUUGGGACAAAUCAUAUUUAUAGUGCAGAUUUAUUUAAUGAAAUGCCGCCUCCGUCAAAUGAUCCUUCAUACUUACAAUCCUGUGCAAAAGCAAUGUAUAAAAUGCUCACAGCAAUUGAUCCAGAGGCAAUAUGGUUGACACAAGGCUGGAUGUUUUACUCUGAUCCAGAAACAUGGCAAGAUCGACAAUCACGUGCAUUUUUACGAGCUAUUCCGCAGGGGAAAAUGAUAAUUUUAGAUUUGCAAUCAGAGCUGUAUCCCCAAUAUAACAGAUUAAAAUCUUACUAUGGCCAACCUUUUAUAUGGUGCAUGCUUCAUAAUUACGGAGGCGUUAAGGGGCUUUAUGGUUCUCUACAGAAUAUUAAUGAACUACCAUUUGAAGGUCGAACAUUUAAUGGAAGUACAAUGAUAGGAACUGGUCUUACUCCAGAAGGUAUUGAAACAAAUGAUAUUGUAUAUGAACUUAUGAAUGAAAUGGCAUGGCGAAUACAACCUGUUGAUUUAGACAAAUGGAUCGAAAAUUAUGCUUUAAGACGUUAUGGAGUGAAUUCUUCUGAAGUUGUAUUUGCAAUGCAGUAUCUAAAAAAAAGUGUAUAUAACGCAACAGUUCCGUAUAGAAACCAUGGGAAAUAUAUUUUGAUCCGGCGCCCAUCUUUAAAACUGAAACCCUAUAUCUGGUAUAAUCCUGUAGAUGUUUUUGAUGCCUGGAGUUUAUUUUUGAAUGCUUCUGAGAAUCAUAAAUUAAAGCAAUCAAAGCUGUUUCAGCAUGAUUUAGUUGAUCUGACACGCCAAUGCUUACAACUUUCAAUGACAACAAUGUACUCGAAAGUAGUUGCAUCUUUUAGAGAACGGAAGAUAGUAGAUUAUUUAAAGAACGCAAGAGCAGUGUUAAAUCUUUUUGAUGAAAUGGAAGAAAUUUUGGCGUCGAAUGAGCAUUUUUUACUGGGCCGAUGGCUGGAAAGUGCUAAAAAACUUGGAAUAACACCUCUGGAAAAAAUACAGUAUGAAUACAAUGCAAGGAAUCAAAUAACUUUAUGGGGACCAGCAGGAGAAUUAGUUGAUUAUGCUAACAAACAAUGGGCGGGACUUAUGUCGCAGUACUAUAAAAAACGAUGGAAACUAUUUUUGGAAACUUUGCUGAACUGUCUCAUAAAUGGAUGGCCAUUCAAUCAAACUGAUUUUAAUGAACAAGUUUAUCGUCAAAUUGAAUAUGAAUUUGAUCUAGGAACAGAAACUUAUCCUGUUCAACCAAGUGGUGAACCUGUUGAAAUUUCAAAGAAGUUGUUUCUCAAGUAUGAAAAUAUUUUGAGCAAUUUAUAAAGACCAUGUCAUCUCAAAGUCUCUGGAAUACCUCCUCAAAUUACAAAAAGAAAACUGCAAUGAUUCUUUUCUUGAAUAAAAUCAUAAUAACUUUG